AAAGAUAGCAGUCUGAGUGCGUCACUUCCGGUGUUCCCUCCUUUCUCCCAGCCUCUACCGACUGUGUGGCCCGCGUGUUUACACACUCCCAGAUGAAGGAGUCGAUAAUGAACCAGGAGAAGCUCGCCAAACUGCAGGCGCAAGUCCGCAUUGGCGGCAAGGGGUCAGCCCGCAGAAAGAAGAAGGUGGUGCACAGAACAGCUACAGCAGAUGACAAGAAGCUGCAGUUCUCCCUCAAGAAACUGGGAGUCAACAACAUCUCUGGCAUUGAAGAGGUGAACAUGUUCACAAACCAGGGGACAGUGAUCCACUUCAAUAACCCAAAGGUUCAGGCCUCCUUGGCAGCCAACACCUUUACGAUCACAGGGCAUGCCGAGAACAAGCAGCUCACAGAGAUGCUCCCAGGAAUCCUAAACCAACUGGGAGCUGACAGUCUGACCAGCCUCAGGAGAUUAGCAGAGAACCUUCCAAAACCAGCUGGAGACAACAAAGCCCCCAUGGUUGCUGUUGAGGAGGAGGAUGAUGAAGUUCCAGAUCUUGUUGAAAACUUUGACGAGGCAUCAAAGGACGAGGCAAACUAACGAACACCAGUAAACAUUUCAGAGCUCCUCCUGACUCGCCGUACUUCAACACAGCAGCAUUUUGUAUUCGUUCAUCUCUGUGGCUACAAACAAAAGUUGCUUUUUAAUUGUGACCUUGACAAUUGGACUAAAUCAAGUAGAAUUGACUUUUUAUGGCUACUGUUACCCACCCUUUUGUCUGAUUUGCCUCGUUCUGCAAUACAAGUGAAAUUAUUUAAUUCAGUGGAAUGUGCAAACCUUUCUCUCUCACGCUGCCUCUCCUGCAUUAUGACGCCCACACAUCAAACAUGUAUUGGUGGAAUAAAUCAUUUAAUAAAGAUUACAUUUACAUUUCA
Molecule: messenger RNA, 916 nt
Organism: Acanthopagrus latus (yellowfin seabream)
Lineage: Eukaryota; Metazoa; Chordata; Actinopteri; Spariformes; Sparidae
Product: transcription factor BTF3-like
Exons: 6
Coding region: 93-581 (162 amino acids)
Cellular component (GO): cytosol; nascent polypeptide-associated complex
Source: RefSeq, a predicted model, not a curated record